This is a messenger RNA of Ostrea edulis (European flat oyster), 3002 nucleotides long. RefSeq lists its product as uncharacterized. Gene Ontology annotation, biological process: cell adhesion; tissue regeneration. The record is from RefSeq and is a predicted model, not a curated record. The transcript has 3 exons. Bases 1478 to 2125 code for a protein of 215 amino acids. Gene Ontology annotation, cellular component: membrane. NCBI's taxonomy places the organism in Eukaryota, Metazoa, Mollusca, Bivalvia, Ostreida, Ostreidae.
GUAAAAUGCUGUCUGACGUGUUUCAUAACAAUUGUUAGGCCUGAUUCUGACUACGGAUUACUGUGUUUACCUGAUCAAGAUAUAGGACUCACGGUGGAUGUGACCGGUCGACAGGAGAUGCUUAUUCCUCCUAUGCACCUGAUCCCACCUCUGGUAUAUCGAGGGGACUGUGCUUGCCCAGCUCUCUAUUUUUAUUCCUUAUAGGAGUCCUGAGAUUGAUCACUGUUCGUUAUCAUCACAUUUUGAUAUAAUUUUCCCUGGAUACUUCAUACAGAUGUCUGGAGCUAAAAGUGCAAUGUAUAUUCUAUAUAAUCUUACCCUUGUUUCUCACAGUCUUUUUUAAUAUAAAGAAAAUCCUGGUUAAGAGGCUUAAAGUCAAUAACAUAUUCAAAAGAGAAGGACAUAAUAGUGAUCACGACAAAGUGAGUAAUUGAAGACUACAAACGAUGAUACAGGGUGACGUUCAAUCAGCUAGAUAGAAUAAACAGACGUGAGAAUAGCUGCUUCGAAGGAAUUGGCAAGUCGACAAUAUCGGCAUCACCAGAAUGAAGGGGUGCUCAUUCCACCAGAAGGAGCUGUAUUCCCGGUGGUCCCCCCAGAAACAACAGCUAUGUUACCAGACAUGUUAAGACUUCCUUUCCUACAGUUCAAUUAUCCUUUCAGUUAUAAUCCACCAGCAACUUUCACUCAUUUUAUACAUGCAUGUAUCUAUUUUAUCUUUUACAUGUCUGCCUACACAUCUCUCAACUGAUUCGAUACGAAAGAACUUGUUCUGCGUAUGGUCAGUUAUUAAAUCGAAGCAGGCUAAUAACAAACAAGUUGAUGGUGCAGGGGUUCCAACAGUCUCGUUUAAAUCAGCAUUUCGCAAAUUAUUUGGUCGUUAUAACGAUCUAGUCUACCAAUACAACCUAUCAUUGGGUUAGGGUUAGGGUUAGUUAGCAUGACGUGUUUCAGGGCGAUUGUUUGGCCGUGUAUGGCAUACUGAUUUUGACCACAGAUAACUCCACUGUUCGCUAUCUUCACCUUUUCAUCUUAAAAUCCAGAGGGCACAAUUACCUUCGCCUUUCAUACACGCACACUGUAUAAAUUGUAUGAACUGUAUGGAACAUAAAUAUGGAGAGGAUGGAUCCAUUUACAAUAUACUACCCACUCAUUUGUCCGCUGAAUAGUUUGCUUAGAUUAAACCAAGUAUGCUCAUACAUUUGUAUUACUUUUUUGGGGACCACUAAGGUUUUACGGAAGGGGACCUGGAUUUCCUAUUUUUGCUUUUCCGCAAUGAAAUGAUCUUGUGUUCACAUGAUGUACCUGCUGUUCUGAACAACUUACAACCUCAUAUGAAUGAAUGAUCUUCUAGAUUAACGUCAAUUUUCAAGAUGUGCGUCAUAAGGUCAAGUGUCGACCUAUUUUUAAUAAUUGGGAACAAUCCAAACAACAAUACACUUUAUAAAAUCCGAACGAGGAAGUAUAUCACUUAUCUAUGAAAAUGGCGAGCAGUAACAGCGGCGAUGUAAGCCUGAAGAUGAAUGAUAUUCGAAAUGAAACUUCGGAGGAAGGCCAAGAUACCACACCAAAUGAGAGACCGACAAGUUUACGUAUGACCUCACAGUCUAGAGAUGUUGUUGAUUUCAGACAACCACUUCCAUCUCAAGACGAAAUCGAUGGACCACAACAAAAAUCGUCCUCUAGAAAUCCGUUCGCUGACAGACAGAACUUCGUCCGACAAUUAUGUGACGCCUCCUUGUUGGCUGCCAAUGUUUCACAACUCCGUGCCGUGUUGGACAGAAGUUCGACCGAAAACAUUUACUUUUGGCCACUGAUUGUUAUGAUCAGUUUGUCAAUUCUCUUGCACAUCGGAUUUGGAAUUCUAAUGAUUCAGAGAUGGAGAAAAGAAAGGGAGGCAGAAAUGGAACACAGAAGAAAUAGCACUUCAGUUGCAGGCACACCUAUUUCUAACGCAAGCAUCUUAACAAAAGAAGCAAAAGGAACUCUGUGUUUUUGUUCGCCAUGUUUAAGCGUAGAAAAAUGCGAUGAAAUCAGCAUGUAUGUCAUGCUUUUUAUUGUCAUUUUGAACGUUGGUGUUGCAGGACUGGGUUUAUCGGGACCAACAAAAGUUAAUGAUGGGUAGAAAUUAAUCGUGUUAACGUUUUACUAGGAAAUUAGCGGUCCUUACAUCACAUUGACACGACUUGCAUAUACAUAUACCAUUUAAUUUGGUGGGGUGGUGACUUUGUCGAAAGGAUUGGAAUUUCUAAAAUUUAUUACAUUAAAUCAAUAUUUUAGGUUUUUGAAAAUCGUCAAAUUUACAACUGUUAUUUUUCCGUAUAUCUUAAAUUUGUAAACAGUUUACACAACCCCAAAAUAUCCGCUCAUUUACUUGAUGUGUUUGUAAAUUUGAUAAUUGUGAAGAAUAUCUUAAUUCAUUUCAUGUGGAAAAAAAACCCAAUACAUAACAUCAUCUGUGUGACUAUUAUUCACAAAUAUAUCAAUCAAUAAACAUUCAUGUUCCGGUCACAGUAACUCAGUGCUAGAGCUUUCGCUUCAUAACCGGAAUGUCCUGAGUUUGAGCCCCACUCGAGCUAUGUAAAGUCAAACGGCAUUAAUAUAGUUAUAAUGAUUGCUCCUUCGCCAAAACUCAAUGUUUAAAAAGUCUCAGUCACGUGUGUUUCAAAUAUGACCAUAAAAAUGAGUUGAAGUCCCGUGUUUCAGGCGUUGGCAUGAUAAAGAACCCUCACUCCUAAAGCCCUGAGCGCUAAGCAUAGAUCUAAAUUUGUAGCACAUCACCUAUAACUGGCGACAUCUCUAUAUGAUGAACAAAUCUCGAGAGAAUGGGAAACAAGCAAUCAAUCAACAAUAAGUUAAAAUCCCUUCAAUGUUGUCUUGUAAUCCUGUGUUUUAUCAGUAUUUAAAACACCCUAUAUUUGUUUCACGAAACCUUUAACAAUCUACAUGAGUGAAUAACUUUAUGUGUUAUCUAUCAAUUCAAUAAACAAAUAUCUAUGUUG